AUGCUAAAGAUAGUGACAGGACUGGUGAGCACAGCAUCAUCAUCAUCAUCAUCAUCAUCAUCAUCAGCAGCAGCAGCAGCAGCAGCAGCAGCAGCAGCAGCAGCAGCAGCAGCAGCAGCAGCAGCAGCAGCAGCAGCAGCAGCAGCAGCAGCAGCAGCAGCAGCAGCAGCAGCAGCAGCAGCAGCAGCAGCAGCAGCAGCAGCAGCAGCAGCAGCAGCAGCAGCAGCAGCAGCAGCAGCAGCAGCAGCAGCAGCAGCAGCAGCAGCAGCAGCAGCAGCAGCAGCAGCAGCAGCAGCAGCAGCAGCAGCAGCAGCAGCAGCAGCAGCAGCAGCAGCAGCAGCAGCAGCAGCAGCAGCAGCAGCAGCAGCACAGCAGCAGCAGCAGCAGCAGCAGCAGCAGCAGCAGCAGCAGCAGCAGCAGCAGCAGCAGCAGCAGCAGCAGCAGCAGCAGCAGCAGCAGCAGCAGCAGCAGCAGCAGCAGCAGCAGCAGCAGCAGCAGCAGCAGCAGCAGCAGCAGCAGCAGCAGCAGCAGCAGCAGCAGCAGCAGCAGCAGCAGCAGCAG
Messenger RNA from Dermacentor silvarum, 561 nucleotides. Its product is annotated as antifreeze protein Maxi-like. Gene Ontology annotation, molecular function: ice binding. Lineage: Eukaryota; Metazoa; Arthropoda; Arachnida; Ixodida; Ixodidae. The record is from RefSeq and is a predicted model, not a curated record. The annotation marks the transcript as partial. The transcript has 3 exons.